Messenger RNA from Aspergillus candidus, 873 nucleotides. Its product is annotated as SDR family NAD(P)-dependent oxidoreductase. NCBI's taxonomy places the organism in Eukaryota, Fungi, Ascomycota, Eurotiomycetes, Eurotiales, Aspergillaceae. The coding region runs from base 1 to 873 and encodes 290 amino acids. The transcript has a single exon. The record is from RefSeq and is a predicted model, not a curated record. Gene Ontology annotation, molecular function: oxidoreductase activity, acting on the CH-OH group of donors, NAD or NADP as acceptor.
AUGACAACAGACGCAAGCACAGCGGAGCCUCCUCCCGCCCGCCCCCAGCGCACCCUCGCCGGCCGCGUCGCAAUCGUCACUGGCGCCGGCGCAGUAGGAGACGGGAUCGGCAACGGCCGCGCAGCAGCAAUACUCCUCGCAGAAGACCACAGCGCGGUAGUUUGCGUUGACCGCGAUCUCGCCCUCGCACAACGCACCGUCGACAUGAUCCUUGAGGACAACCCGUCCGCCCAGGCAAUGGCCAUCCAAGCAGACGUGACAGUGCCUGCAGACUGCGAGAAGGUAGUAGAGACAGCGGUGUCCAGCUAUGGACGGGUCGACAUUUUAUUCAACUGCGUUGGGGUGGGCGGUCCGAAGGGCACAGCCGUGGAGGUGGACAUUGCUGCGUGGACGGCAGGGCUGAACACCAACGUGACGAGCAUGGUGCUGAUGGCCAAGUAUGCGAUUCCAGCGAUGGCGCGGAACGACAACGCGCGGGGAUAUCGCGGCAGUAUUGUCAACAUGGGGUCUGUGGCGGGACUACAGGGGGGAACUCCGCACUUGCUCUAUCCAACGAGUAAGGGGGCAAUUGUUAAUAUGACGCGCGCGCAAGCGGCGCAGCAUGCGCGGGAUGGGGUCCGUGUUAACUGUGUUUGUCCCGGGAUGGUGUAUACGCCGAUGAUGUAUGCGGGGGGUAUGAGCGAGGAGGCGAGGCAAGCGAGGCGGAAUCGCAGCUUGUUGAAGACGGAGGGGACGGCUUGGGAUGUGGGCUGUGCGGUGCGGUUUUUGGCGGGCGAUGAGGCGCGCUGGAUGACUGGGGUGGUGUUGCCUGUUGAUGGGGGAACGACGGCUGCGACGGCGGAGUUACCCAAGGGGUCGAGUGUGAGUGAAUAG